Molecule: messenger RNA, 2460 nt
Organism: Lathyrus sativus (Indian pea)
Lineage: Eukaryota; Viridiplantae; Streptophyta; Magnoliopsida; Fabales; Fabaceae
Source: the annotation of a GenBank genome assembly
AUGAAUCCUUUGUGCUGCAUUGCUCCGGUUUCCAUCGAUCGGGACCGGAGUAACCCUGUGGUGUCGAAAUCUACUGCUCAGUGUCAGUUAGGGUUGGAUUCGUCGAUUAAAACGGUGAACUCUGCUUCUAAAUCGAGUAUUUCAACUCAUGAUUCGUCGGUUGCUGCUGAUUCAGUUAAAUCGUCCUCUGCGGGUUUGAAUCACGAUGAGGAUGACGUGGUUCAUGAGCUUCGGGAUUCUAAGGGGUUUGCCGGUGGCAAUGGCGGCGGUGUGGCUGGUAGUGUGGCGGGGAUACUGUAUAAGUGGGUGAAUUAUGGGAAAGGUUGGAGGUCUAGGUGGUUCGUGUUGGAAGAUGGUGUGCUUUCUUAUUAUAAGAUUCAUGGACCGGAUAAGAUCUUGAUGAGUCCUGCUAAAGAUAGGAGUGUUAGGGUGAUCGGAGAGGAGUCGUCGAAGUAUGUGAAAAAGGCGAAUUGGAAUCUGAAUCGAGCUAAUGGAGGAGUAGGAGGAGGAGCUACUAAGCAAUGCAAGCCCUUCGGUGAGAUUCAUUUGAAGGUUUCUUCAGUUCGCUUCAGCAAGUCUGAUGAAAAGCGGCUUUCUUUAUUUACUGGGACAAAAACUCUCCACUUGAGGUGUGUAUCGAGAGAAGACAGAGCCAUGUGGAUUGAAGCCUUGCAAUCUGCGAAAGAUCUUUUUCCUAGAGCUCUGACAAGCAGUGAUCUUGCUACUCCAGAAGAUAUCGUAGUUUCGACAGAGAAACUGCGAUCAAAGUUAUCACAGGAAGGCAUUAGUGAAGAAAUCAUCAAUGACUGUGAGUCCAUUAUGCUCUCGGAAGUCUCAUAUCUACAAGGCAAGUUGAAGUUUCUUCAGCAGAAACAUGUUAUGUUGUUGGACACCUUAAAACAGUUAGAGACGGAGAAAAUAGAGCUGGAAACUACUGUGGUAGAUGAAACAAAGGAACGUGAGUCAUAUUGCGGACAAGGGAAUAGAAGGUUUAGUGAUUUCUAUUCUGUUAUGUCGGAAGGCAGUGCUACAGAUUCAGUAGCUGAUAAUGAAAGUCAAGAUGGAGCAGAUGCUGAAACAGACGAUGACGACGGGGCAUAUUUUGAUACAAAUGAGAUUUUAUAUUCAGAUGCCUUAAGAAGUGCUUCCUAUCGAAGUAGAGAAGGUACGGGAAAUGCUAAUGUAUAUGAUAGAGAUUAUAUUCUCCAUGAUGGGUUGCAUGGGUUUGAGAAGGUGAUCAAAGAUAUAAGCUAUCCUUAUGUCAAAAGAAGGGAUAAUUUGCCAGAACCAAAAGAGAAAGAGAAACCUGUUGGCUUGUGGUCAAUUAUUAAAGACAAUAUUGGGAAGGAUCUUUCUGGAGUUUGUCUCCCUGUUUAUUUUAAUGAACCACUCUCUUCAUUGCAAAAAUGUUUUGAAGACCUGGAGUACUCAAAUCUAGUUGAUAGAGCAUGUGAGUGGGGAAAGCAGGGAAAUGAAUUGAUGAGAAUUCUAAAUAUUGCAGCAUUUGCUGUGUCUGGCUAUGCGUCCACUGAAGGUCGACAGUGUAAACCCUUCAAUCCGCUACUCGGGGAGACUUACGAAGCUGACUAUCCCGAUAAAGGAGUUAAAUUUUUUUCUGAGAAGGUUAGUCAUCAUCCAAUGAUUGUUGCUUGUCACUGUGAGGGAAGAGGGUGGAAGUUCUGGGCAGACUCCAAUUUGAAAGGAAAGUUCUGGGGGCGUUCUAUUCAGUUAGAUCCUGUGGGUGUUCUCACCCUUCAGUUUGAGGACGGCGAGACAUUUCAGUGGAGCAAGGUCACCACUUCCAUAUACAAUAUUAUACUAGGUAAAAUUUAUUGUGACCACUAUGGUACUAUGCACAUCAAGGGCAGCGGAAACUACUCUUGCAAACUGAAGUUCAAAGAGCAAUCAAUCAUUGACCGAAAUCCACAUCAGGUCCAUGGGUUUGUUCAAGACAACAGAACUGGAGAGAAGGUAGCAAUGUUAAUUGGAAAGUGGGACGAAGCAAUGUACUAUGUACUUGGGGAUCCAACUACAAAGCCCAAAGGUUAUGAUCCAAUGACGGAAGCUGCAUUAUUGUGGGAAAGGGACAACUAUGUCCCCAAGACGAGAUAUAACCUCUCUCCCUUUGCAAUUUCCUUGAAUGAAAUAAUGCCCGGUUUAUUGAUGAGUUUGCCUCCAACUGACUCAAGGUUGAGACCAGAUCAGAGACAUCUAGAAAAUGGAGACUAUGAAUUUGCUAAUGCAGAGAAACUAAGGCUUGAACAGUUGCAGAGACAGGCAAGAAAGAUGCAAGAAAGAGGAUGGCAGCCCAGAUGGUUUAAGAAGGAUGAGGAUGGUUCUUACCGAUACAUGGGUGGUUAUUGGGAGGCAAGAGAAAAGAACAAUUGGGAUGAAAUCCCUAAUAUAUUUGGACAAGGUUGUGAUUUGCCUUCAUGUUCCGAAGAGACUGUAUCCUACUGA